CUUAGUAACCUGAAACAAGUCACGGUUGUGGAUGUGUCAGCAAACAAGUUCCAUUCUAUUCCAAUUUGUGUACUCCGGAUGUCUAAUUUGCAGUGGUUGGAUAUUAGCAGCAACAACCUGAAAGAUCUCCCAGAAGACAUAGACAGGUUAGAUCAACUGCAGACGCUUCUCCUACAGAAAAACAAGUUAACUUACCUUCCACGAGCUCUGGUCAAUAUGCCAAAGCUCAGUUUGUUAGUUGUCAGUGGUGAUGACCUGGUUGAGAUACCCACAGCCGUCUGUGAGUCAACCACAGGUUUAAAAUUCAUAAGUCUCAAGGACAGUCCAGUUGAAACUAUCGUAUGUGAAGACACUGAAGAAAUUAUACAAAGUGAACGUGAACGGGAGCAAUUUGAGAAAGAGUUUAUGAAAGCAUACAUUGAAGACCUAAAGGAAAGGGAUUCUACUCCUUCCUAUACUACGAAAGUAUUGCUCAGUCUUCAGCUCUGA
This is a messenger RNA of Pelecanus crispus (Dalmatian pelican), 489 nucleotides long. The record is from RefSeq and is a predicted model, not a curated record. NCBI's taxonomy places the organism in Eukaryota, Metazoa, Chordata, Aves, Pelecaniformes, Pelecanidae.